GCACGUGGACCUUCUAAAUUACUCGUACAACAAUGCCGAUUGCCAACUCCAAGGCUUCUGUUGAUUCGCUAAAACAGCGAGGACUGGUAGUUGGACUUCCAAUCAAACAGCAUGACCACAUUCCUUGGCGUGACCAAUGUUUUUCCACUUACAAACAUGGAAAUACAUAACGAGUCUGGACUGUUCCGAAAGGGCGCAAAGGAGAAGUUUCAGACAAAUGGGAUCCUUGUUUUUUAAGUUUUAACCUGUUAGGAUUUCGAUUUUAGAUAUAUUCAGCACGCCGAAGUUGAAAGUGUUGCUUAUGUGCUACUGAUGCAUCAUCACGUGAAUAUAUAUAUAUAUAUAUAUAUACAUAUACAUAGAUCAAAUCUGAUUACUUUAAUUUAACAAGAAAUCAAACUGUUGCUUUGCUUAACUUGCUUUCAAUGAUUGAACUUGGUUUACAUUUUUCUUCCAUUUCUAGAAUCUUGGUUAGACAUUGAUACGUUUUGCAAUCAUAGGAACAACCAAAGGCCUAUUCCCCUCUGGUAAAAGAAAUUCCUUGACUCUCGAACGGAGCCAAAGAUGGUUUUUCAAUCAGUAACUCUCUCUUUCUCCUCUUAGACAUCAAUAAAACAAUUUCGAUUCAGGAGGGGGUGUGACCCCAUUUAUGGUAAGUUUGAGCUGGAACUCACGGUCCCUCUCUAUUACAGCGGAGCAAAUGGGCUAUGAGACACGUUUUACACGUCUGAUUCUCUGGUUCUGAUUCCUCUUUUUUCUAUUUUCUGGUUGAUGGUGUUUUAUAAUAAAUAGUUUUUUUAUAACUCCAUGUUUUACUACUUCCGUGUCCCAGCUCAUAAAAUCUUCUCUCACAGCAUGUAUCCAAUCUGAGAGUCUAAAAGGACAAACAAAAAGGCUCCUUUUUCUUCUCUCUGGGUGAGCAGAGAGUGUUUGCUCAUUGAAAGAGACUGUUGGUAUAGAGAGAGAGGGGACAGAUGAGUUUCAGGGACGAUUCUGAUGAUGGGAGGGAUCUACGGAAGCCGUUUCUACAUACCGGAAGUUGGUACCGGAUGGGUUCCAGGAUGGGGUCCAGUAUGCUGGGCUCAUCUCAGGCUAUUCGUGAUAGCUCCGUCUCUGUUGUAGCCUGCGUUAUGAUUGUUGCUUUGGGUCCUAUCCAAUUCGGUUUCACUUCUGGUUAUUCUUCUCCUACACAAUCUGCAAUCAUCAAGGAUCUUGGCCUAACAGUCUCAGAGUUUUCUCUAUUUGGUUCUUUAUCAAAUGUGGGUGCCAUGGUUGGGGCAAUAGCCAGUGGUCAGAUAGCUGAGUAUAUCGGACGAAAAGGGUCUUUAAUGAUUGCUGCUAUUCCUAAUGUAAUUGGAUGGCUUACUAUAUCUUUUGCAAGAGAUUCAUCUUUUCUUUACAUGGGAAGGUUGUUGGAAGGUUUUGGUGUGGGAAUAAUCUCUUAUACGGUGCCUGUCUACAUAGCUGAGAUAGCACCUCAAAACUUGAGGGGGGCUUUGGGUUCAGUGAAUCAGCUGUCUGUCACAAUUGGAAUAAUGCUCGCCUAUCUGCUGGGACUUUUUGUUCAGUGGAGGGUACUUGCAGUUUUAGGAAUACUUCCUUGUACAAUUUUGAUACCUGGUCUCUUUUUCAUUCCAGAAUCUCCUCGAUGGCUGGCAAAAAUGGGUAUGACAGAAGAUUUCGAAGCUUCUUUGCAAGUUCUCAGAGGUUUUGAUACUGAUAUUUCUAUUGAAGUGAAUGAUAUCAAGAGGUCUGUAGCAUCAACAACUAGAAGAACUACAAUUCGAUUUGCAGAACUCAAACGAAAGAGAUAUUGGUUCCCGUUGAUGGUUGGAAUUGGAUUACUUAUGCUGCAACAGCUUAGUGGCAUUAAUGGUCUUCUAUUUUAUUCCAGUACCAUUUUUGAAGCUGCUGGGGUUAAAUCCAGCAAUGUAGCUACCUUUGGACUUGGUGCCAUUCAGGUCGUUGCUACUGCUGUAACCACAUGGUUGGCGGACAAAGCAGGACGCCGGCUCCUGCUUAUAGUCUCCUCUUCUGGAAUGACUCUCAGCCUCCUAAUUGUUGCAGUAUCAUUCUAUUUAAAGGAUGUUUUAUCUAGUGAUUCUACCCUUUAUAGCAUUAUGGGCAUCUUGUCAAUAGUUGGAGUUGUGGGUAUGGUGGUUGCCUUCUCUCUAGGAAUGGGGGCCAUUCCUUGGGUUAUAAUGUCAGAGAUUCUUCCAAUAAAUAUCAAGGGUCUUGCUGGAAGCAUAGCAACACUUUCCAACUGGUUCUUUGCUUGGGUGGUUACGAUGACUGCCAACCUGCUUUUGGAUUGGAGCAGUGGAGGAACCUUCACGAUUUACAUGAUCGUGAGCGCUUUCACUAUCCUAUUUGUGGCUCUUUGGGUCCCUGAGACAAAGGGGAGAACACUGGAAGAAAUCCAAUGGUCUUUCAGAUGAGCUUUUCGUCUCCUUGUUACAUUUUUGCUUAGAGGAAGCCAGUUCCUGCAUCCAUUUUCAAAUGAUCUCUCACAGGAUCUCUAGAUGUAAAAUUUUUGUUUGCAAUUUAUCUUCUUUUUGGCAUAGAAAAACGCAUAUUCUCUGGCCAGCAUCUUCUGUUCCUGGCUUUGUCUUUUUACAUGGCUCCGUUUCAUCCUCAAAACAAAUAUCUGUAUUGUCUGCUUAUAUGAGUGAUUAAAUUCAUUUAUAUUCUUUCGACGGGCAAA
Messenger RNA from Theobroma umbraticum, 2704 nucleotides. RefSeq names its product sugar transporter ERD6-like 6. Lineage: Eukaryota; Viridiplantae; Streptophyta; Magnoliopsida; Malvales; Malvaceae. The record is from RefSeq and is a predicted model, not a curated record. Gene Ontology annotation, molecular function: sugar transmembrane transporter activity. Gene Ontology annotation, cellular component: membrane; plant-type vacuole. Gene Ontology annotation, biological process: transmembrane transport; carbohydrate transport.